AUGUCAGAAAGUAAAUCAUCAACCUCAUCAUCAUCUCCAUUUUCUUCUGUUUCAUCUUCUUCUUCACUGUCUUCUCAUCUACUUUUAGAUAACAAAGAAACAGAUGAACAAAUGUCAGAGAGUGAAUCAUCUUCUUCAUGUGAUGAGUCUAAAGUUAAAAAUACAACUAACGUUAAACCAACAUCUAGACAUUCUUUAAACACGAAGUCAAAAUCAAGUCCUAUGUCAGAAAGUGAAACUUCCUCAUCUGGUUCAAGUGGUAAAUCAUCUAGUGAGUCUUCAUCCACCCCUCCAAGUGUCAAAGAAGUUAUAAAACCUACAAUGGAAAUUAAAUCAAAGCUAAGUACUCAACCAGUUAUAAAAACAACACCUAAUAAGAAUCAAUCAUCUAACACUCAAGAGUCCUUAUCACAAUUAGUACCUUCAACAAAUAAGCAAAAUGUAACAGAACUAUCUGAAGACGAUUCUUCUUCAGAUACUAAAGUUACCAAAAAAAUGUCUGAAGACUUGUCAAUAGAUUUGGAAAAAAGUGAUGAAGUUAGUGACGAAGAUAGUAAAAGUAGUGAUGAAGAUGAUAAAAGUAGUGAUGAAGAUGAUGACAGUCAUAGUGUCGAUGAAGAAGAACGAAUUGCAAACCAAAAUAAAAAGUAUUUAACACAACUAUUAAAAGAAUUUGGGGAUGAUGUAAAUGAAUUAAGAAUGAAAGCAACAUCAUUUAAAGCAGUAAAUAUUGAAGAGAUCACUUCUGCGCUAAGUCAAGGCAUUAACAUGUUUUCUGAUUUAGAGUUAGAAUUACUUGGAAAGGAAUGUGUUGUUCCUUCAAGCUUGAAUCAAAGUUGA
Messenger RNA from Entamoeba dispar SAW760, 840 nucleotides. RefSeq lists its product as uncharacterized. The transcript has a single exon. The record is from RefSeq and is a predicted model, not a curated record. Bases 1 to 840 code for a protein of 279 amino acids. NCBI's taxonomy places the organism in Eukaryota, Evosea, Mastigamoebida, Endamoebidae.